UUUUCCCCCGCUCCUCCUCCUCCCGAGAGAGAUGGUCGUGCAAUCGUUGAGCCCUGAUAUGGCGCUCGGCGAUCUCGCGAAGGGAUCGAUCAUCCCCAUGUCGACGGAGAGGUCGCUGAUCGUGGCCGUCGACGGCACUGCGGCCAUGGGGCCGUACUGGAAAACCGUCGUUUCCGAUUACCUCGAGAAGAUCGUCAGGGCUUUCGUGGGGAACGAGGUGCCCGCACAGAAAUCCAAUUGUGAUCUCUCUCUGGUCAUGUUCAAUUCUCAUGGGAAUUUGUCUGCUUGCAUGGUUCAGCGAAGUGCCUGGACAAAAGAUGUCAGCCGUUUCCUAGAUUGGCUCUCAGCAAUGUCUUUUAGUGGUGGUGGUUUCAAUGAUGCUGCUAUUGCAGAAGGUCUUUCUGAAGCUUUGAUGAUGUUUCCCAUUCCUCCGGACGGAAACCUACCUCCACAAAGUCUAGAUGGCAAAAGGCACUGUGUUCUCGUUGCUGCAACCAAUCCUUAUCCCUUGUCAACUCCAGUUUAUCGACCAACUUUUCAGCUGGAAAAUGAGCAUGUUGAAACUUACACUGGAGGACCUUUAUGUGAUGCUGAGGGUGUUGUGAAAUUUUUCCCUCAGUGCUGUGUUUCUCUCUCAGUUAUUUGCCCAAAGCAGCUUCCAAAACUUCGGGCAAUCUACAAUGCUGGAAAACGCAAUCCACGUGCAGCAGAUCCUCCGGUUGAUAAUGUAAAGAAUCCCCAUUUCCUUGUAUUAAUUGCGGAGAAUUUCCUUGAGGCGCGGGGAGCUUUGAGUCGUCCUGGAACAUCUAGUUUGCCCUCGAAUCAGAGUCCUGUCAAGAUGGACACAGCUCCACCUCCAGUUAAUUCGGUCACGGCACAACCUCCUACUUCUGUUCCACCAGUAAAUGGACUCUUACUGAACAGACAAGCAGUUUCUGCAGGAAAUGGCCCUCCUGCCAUUGUCAAAGUUGAACCAACCACAGUGCCUUCUAUGGUAGCUGGCCCCACCUUUUCUCACAUUUCAUCAGUUCCGCGUCCUACGACUCAAGGAGUCUCUGCCUUGCAGACUUCCUCACCUUCUUCUGUAUCUCAAGACAUGGUAACAAACAAUAAAGGCGUACCGGAUUUGAAGCCAGUGGUGAGUGGCGGCAUUUCACAACGACCUGGAGGUCCUGUAAAUUCAAGCAUACUAAACAACAUCUCUCAAGCGCGACAAGUGGUCAAUUCUGCAGCAUUGACUGGAGGGACUUCAAUAAGGCUUCAAUCUAUGGGUCAAAAUCCAAUGGCCAUGCAUAUGUCAAAUAUGAUUUCUACUGGGAUGCAGUCUACUGUGCCUGCAGCUCAAACAGGGUAUUCUUCAGCCCAAUCGGGCAUCACCUCAGUGACAGGUCCUGGCACUCUCUCGGGGACCAUACCAACUGCACAAAACCCAUGCCUUGGUUCAUUUGCUCCAGCAACUAGCAACAUUACUGGAAAUUCAAACAUUGGAAUAUCCCAACCAACUGGCAAUCUUCAAGUUGGUCCUGGUAUGGGUCAAACUUCUCCGGGCAUGACCCAAGGAAGCCUAUCAGGAUCACAAAUGGUGCAGAAUGGAGUUGGCAUGAAUCCUAAUAUGAUGAGUGCCCUGGGUCCAACAGCUCCCUCUUCCGGAACUGGCACAAUGAUACCUACUCCAGGAAUGCCUUCACAAGGACAAUCUGGCAUGCAAUCUAUUAAUGGUAACAACAAUCCAGGAGCAAGUAUGCCAUUGUCACAGCCAUCAUCAAGUGCUUUGCAAAGUGCACAGUCUAAAUAUGUGAAAGUUUGGGAGGGAAAUUUAUCUGGGCAAAGACAAGGACAGCCUGUCUUAAUCACCAAAUUGGAGGGUUAUAGGAGUGCAUCAGCUUCUGAGUCGCUUGCAGAUAACUGGCCUCCAACCAUGCAGAUAGUUCGUCUAAUAUCUCAGGACCACAUGAAUAACAAGCAAUACGUUGGGAAGGCGGAUUUCCUGGUUUUUCGGGCAAUGAAUCAACAUGGUUUUCUUGGGCAGCUCCAAGAGAAAAAACUCUGUGCAGUCAUUCAAUUACCGUCUCAGACACUGCUGCUCUCUGUGUCAGACAAGGCAUGCCGCUUGAUUGGAAUGCUUUUCCCUGGGGAUAUGGUUGUGUUCAAGCCGCAAAUACCGAGCCAACAACAGCAGCAGCAGAUGCAGCAACAACAGCAGCAGAUGCAGCAGCAGUUGCAGGCUCCACCACAUCCGCAGAUGCAGCAGCAACAGCUUACCCAGAUGCAGCAGCAGCAGAUGCCUCAACAGCUGCAGCCCCAGCACCAACAGAUGCAGAUGCUGCCCCAACAACAGCAGCAGAUGCAGCAGCUCCAGCCGCAGAUGCCACAACUGCAGCAGCAGCAGCAGCAGCCACAGCAACACCUCCAACAGCUGCAGCCGCAACACCCACAGCAGCAGCAACUUCAGCAGCUGCAACAACAUGCACCGCAGCAGUUGAUGGGGACCGGAAUGGGGCAAGGCUAUGUCCAAGGUCCAGGGCGUUCACAGUUGAUGUCACAGGGACCUGUUUCAUCGCAAGGGCUGCCGAACAUUCCCGGUGGGGGAUUCAUGAGCUAAUCUGAGAUUCUGAAGUUCCCCGCUCAAACCACAUUAUGCUCUUCAAUUCACCUCCUGUUUGAGACAAGUCUACAUUUUUCAUUUUUGCUGGAUAUUAGAAUCGGGGACUCGCCUUGGAAUUUCUACACAUGCCACCUGUUAUGAUUGGCUGGGUAAAUACGACCUUGUAUGGUGAUAGCAUUAUGCGGUAUCUUGUACAGAUUUUAGUUACCAAAA
Messenger RNA from Syzygium oleosum, 2818 nucleotides. Its product is annotated as mediator of RNA polymerase II transcription subunit 25. The record is from RefSeq and is a predicted model, not a curated record. Gene Ontology annotation, biological process: positive regulation of transcription by RNA polymerase II. Lineage: Eukaryota; Viridiplantae; Streptophyta; Magnoliopsida; Myrtales; Myrtaceae. Gene Ontology annotation, cellular component: transcription regulator complex; mediator complex.